Molecule: messenger RNA, 3025 nt
Organism: Saccostrea echinata
Lineage: Eukaryota; Metazoa; Mollusca; Bivalvia; Ostreida; Ostreidae
Product: glutamate receptor ionotropic, kainate 2-like
Exons: 12
Coding region: 100-2694 (864 amino acids)
Biological process (GO): modulation of chemical synaptic transmission; synaptic transmission, glutamatergic
Cellular component (GO): postsynaptic membrane; plasma membrane
Molecular function (GO): transmitter-gated monoatomic ion channel activity involved in regulation of postsynaptic membrane potential; glutamate-gated receptor activity
Source: RefSeq, a predicted model, not a curated record
AUGACGCACAAACAGUUUCGGAAUCAGUGUUUUUUGAAUAUAAUUUCUAACUCAGAACACGAUUUCCAGCUGUAGUUCCAUCACUCCAAGAUAGUGAAAAUGAGACCCCAUACAGUGAUGCUCUUUUUGCUAUUCGAGUUGUGUUUAAUUCAAAUAUCCCGUCAACUUUGUCAACAAUCAACGAAUGGAAAAGCGUUAGGUUUCUAUAUUGGAAUUCUUUAUGACGACACAGAAAUUCAACUUAUAGAUACACUGCGUAAAGAUUACUUACAAACAAGCAUGUCAACCCCUGAAGAAGAAGAAGUAAAAAACUGCUUUUACAACAAAAAUGUCGACAUCGACGUGAAAAACGACCUUCAGAUUCAAACUUUGGGAUGGACCAACAUACAAAAAGCCAUCAAAUCUGCUGCCGCAGAUGAAGCUGAUGUUGGAAAGAGUCUCAGUGUCAUUAUUGGUCCCUUCUAUGUUAAUAUUGCGAUGAUAGCCGAGAAAAUGGACGUACCCUACAUUGUCACUGAUUACAAAGGGUUUGAUUGGAUAGAUGUUAGCCGCGUUAGAAAUCACGUGACAUGGAAAACGAUGCUGGAAAUGAAACCGCCUGCUCAUCAAGUAAAUAUGGCGGUUGUGGAUAUGAUGACAGCCUACGGAUUAAAAAUAGCAGUUGUUGUUAAACCAGACGACCCAACUUCUGAACAAGAAUGUGACGAUUUACUCGCCCAAAUGAUGGAUAACAAUAUAUCCCCGAUCUCCUACUCCCUGGAAGUAUCCACAAAAGAAAAAAUGGCAACCCAGGCAUCAGAACUCUUGAGAACUGCACAGAUGUUAAAUAUAAAGACAGUGCUCGUGUGUAGUCCCCGAGAAUACCGCCACAAUCUUACUGGCAUCAUCCUAAGCAGGGCGAAGACAUUCGGAAUGUUGAGCGAUGAAACGAGAAUAUUUAUGUUACUAGACACGGAUUUUUACCUGACCAGUUUAAGUGAGGACAAUAUUUAUCGCAGUAAGUACUAUGCAGCCCGCUGUCAGCUGUUGGCUUUCCGCUAUCGUGAUGUCGUACAGGAUUUCUCGUCCCCCACCCAAGCUAUUGCGGAGGACGUGUAUCGUCUACUCGUAGAGGCGAAGAAAAACUACAUGACUAUUGAGGGGAAACAAAGCGACAUCGAUAGCAGAUUGUUUCUUGAGAGUUUAAAGAAGGUUUCGUUUGACGGUAAGACAGGAAGAAUUCAGUUUGAUGCCACUAAUGGGGCACGUGUGAACUUUACGCUCCAUCUGUACCGUCAUGGGGGAAGCGAAGAUAUCAUCACCAGGAUUGGAGAAUGGUCACCAGAGAAGAAUGGGGCUGGUGAAAGAUUUACAAAGCUGAACGAGUCUGAACCACUUCGGAAGGGGACCAAGAACCUGUUUGACGGCAUCCAACGUGUGGCUGUGGUUUUGGAGGCUCCAUUUGUGAUGCUGAAGGACGACCCCACAUUGAAGGGGAACGAUCGAUACGAGGGGUUUACAAUUGAUCUGUUAGAGGAAGUAUCCAAAAGGUGUGGGUUCGAAUACGAAAUAUAUCACGUGACGGAAUAUGGGUCUCCAAUUGGAGGAGGAAUGUGGAAUGGAAUGGUUGGAGAAGUCAUUGAUGGGAAUGCGACAUUCGGAAUGGGGGCUAUUUCUAUUACCUCAUCUCGAGAAAAGGAUGUGGAUUUCAGUUUGGGUGUCAUGACAACAGGUGUCAACCUUCUGAUAUCAAAACCCAAAGUAAUGGACUCAAUAUUUCAGUUCAUGGAACCCUUUUCUCUGAAACUGUGGAUGGCAAUCGUUGGUGCGUCCGUCGGUGUGUCUCUAUUGUACUUUAGCUUGGAUUAUUCAAGCGAAGAACGUAAGUUUUCGGUCAGGGAAACUUGGUGGUUUUCUAUCGGAACACUUCUAAUGCGAGGGACUGAUUUCGCUCCUCGUCCUUCUUCACAGAGAAUUCUUACAGCCGGGUUCUUGUUCUUUGUCUUAAUUACAGUAUCGUCUUAUACAGCAAACAUGGCGGCUUUUUUGACAACGAACAACCUUGAAAAACAAAUACAAUCGCUAGAAGAACUUGUUGAAAGCCCGGAGUAUGAUUGUGGAACAGUUAAAUCUUCCGCGACCAUGAAUUUCUUUAAAACUAGUGACAAUAAAAUCUAUCGUGAUGCGUGGAAGAAAAUGAGCAAAGGGGGACUAGUAGCUUCUUCGCAGGAGGGUCGUGAGAGGGUUAAGAGGGGAAAAUACGCCUUUAUAUUUGAUUAUAUGAUUAAUUCGUACUCAGAACUCACGACAUGUGAAACCAAAAUGGUGGGAACCCCUUUCAGGCUCCAGGAGCACGGUAUUGUGAUGAAACAAGGAGCACCUUUCAAAACGAAUAUUAAUAUCAAUCUCCUUAAAGUUAAGGAAUCCCCGGUCAUGGCGCAAUUAAAGAAUAAAUGGUGGGAAAACAAAAGGAAAUGUGAUCUGAUGGAAAGCCAGCCUACAGUGGAGUUUGGAAUCAAACACAUGGCGGGGGUGUUUAUAGUGGGAGCAGCGGGACUUGUAUGUGCUAUUCUAUUCUUCCUUGUAAAGAAGUGGUUUGUGCACAUGAAAACGAAAGAAAACUCCGCGGGGCCAGACACAGGGACCAAGGAGACUAUUUAUACCCCUGAUAAAAACCUCAGUAAAGAAGACAUAGCAAACGCCGUCAGUGUUUGACGCCACAUUAUAGUGAAAAUGUCAUUUGACAAAUUAAAAUCGCAAUCAGUCUUUAUGAUGUAUUAAAUGUCAAUACUAGUCAUACUGUAGUUAAAAUUUGAACGUCUCUGGUGUCUGUUGAGUACACGGACGUACAUAUAGGAUUAUUGUGUAAUUUUGAAUUUGCAUUAUCCAUAUAGUUGAACUGGGAAAACUUGGCUGGCAUAUAUACAACAUUUCAAUGGGUUGAAGAUGUACAAAAUACCAUAUUAGUAUUUGUUAAAAUACCUUUCUUAAAAUUGUUUCUUAUGUAAAUCUACUAGUAUACUAAAUAAAGACUAACAUUACCAAU